Molecule: messenger RNA, 4236 nt
Organism: [Torrubiella] hemipterigena
Lineage: Eukaryota; Fungi; Ascomycota; Sordariomycetes; Hypocreales; Clavicipitaceae
Source: the annotation of a GenBank genome assembly
CGCAAUAUAAAAUAUUUACCCUGUUUAAUUAAAGAAGGCGUUAUAUAAAGCAUCUGCUACUUUUUGUUUGCUCAAUAUCCGUAACCCUAGGACCUUUUUGCGCCGGUUUUUCCGGUUUUAUUAUGGAGAGAAGUGUGCGUGUAGGUCGCCGUUGAUCCCACUAGCCGCAUUCAGACUGACCAAAGCACUUACCCCAAGUCCAAAUGUAUGAAAUAUCUAGAGGCUGGUGGCGGUAGGUCUCCUGUAGCUGUUGUUGCUGGGAAUUUCAACAGUCAAUUUCGGCUCCCUGCCGGCCUCAGCGGCAAACUCAAGCAACUGGCAGUCUUCGUCAGCUACGCCGCUAGCAAACUGGGAAACCACAAAAUCAAGCGUCGUGCCAGAUUCCCCGAGUACCACCAUUGGUGCGUGCCAUGUUCCGGCGGCAUACGUUACGGCUUGGUUGGCCUGUGCAACAAAUGCUUUCAGGUUGGCCAGAUCAGGCAGCCCGCGUCCAGGCAAGCCAGGGCCACUAGGUACGACAAAGUGGCUGUCCUGUGGUGAAGCAGGCAGAGUUGGUGCCACUAUAACAAGGUACGUUGAUGCCAUAGAGCUGAUCGGAGAAAAGGUCUGUGUAGUGUAUGGGUGUCGCUCUAGAUACUUGACAGUAAACUCAGUACGGCGGGACGUCUGGUUCAGCGGAAGCUGUCGGGCCGCACAGACAAAGACACUCAUUAUCGGGCUCCCUGAGCCGCUAGGUGCCUGUUCAUACAGGCUUUGGAUGCGUGCCGCAUUUCGAUAUUGGAUAGCAAAGCCUUGGUUGGCAGUGAAGGCAUUGGGCGGCAGCUCGGACGCAUGCUGAUCAAACUCGCCCGGGUGGAUAUUUGGUCUUGGAUUCUGCGUGACAUCUCCAAAUUGUGCGUAGGAUUCUUGGGUGAGAGGCUGCGCGGUCACUCUAACCUCAACGUCGCCUGCUUGGAUAGUGGUGGCCAUUUCGGAGCGAGGUUGUGUGUGCGGAGGGGUAUAAGAAGUAGCAGGUUGCAAGUGUCGUUGAACAAAUAAAGUAGCGGGUGUUUGUCGUUACAUCAUCAUCCUUUUAAAUCAUUCCAGAAGCCAGUCGGUUCUAUUCGCUGCGUGAAUUAAAAACAAUGCCGUCUCAUGUCGUUGGGAAAGCUUGAGUUGCGCACCGCACAAGGCGUCGGAGGACGCCGUACCGUGUUUAGCAGGGCCGAUGACGGGGUGCUGUCCGGGGCCUGCCGACAAUGCAGUGGCCGGCGCUGGUGGGAUUCCGAGCGGGCGGCGGUUGUUGGGGAUCCCCGCGGAUUAUAAACGCCAUGGAAAAUGCACCAAAAAUAAAAUGCACGCACUUGGGAUGACACAAUCUCAGCCGGAUCAUCUUCUUCUCCUUCUUGCCCACCGUGAUUGUGGUGUGCCGGUUCCCAUCUAUGGCGCGCUGUAGUGGCCGCCCUGCCACGCAACAACCUGCAUCUUGAGGCUCAGUUCGUUAGCUAAUCGCUGCAUAGGAUUCAGCACGCGACCUUGCGUGGCGCCCUCUGCCGCACAACAAUUGGCCCAACUUGCACGUUUAGCGGCAACAAGUUCCCGUUCUGUGUCCGUCCUCACUGCGGCCGCCCACUAAAAUGUGUGCUUCCAGCAGGCCUCUCAUCCGCCAGUGGGGCAAUGAUUAGCGGUCGGUGGCACUGUUCCAACACCUUCGUUGUAGCGCCGGCGGCGGCACCGGCAAUUUUUGCAGUCUAGCGUGCUCGACGCCAUUCUUUGCUCAUUCACAAACCAAUACACCGAUUUUCUGGUCCCGAACGGUGAUUGAAAUGCUCACCUUGGAAUCGAUAUUGUAAUAUCUUUACUUUGUGCACCUUUUGCAUCUUAUUCAUGGCCCUCACGUGCCCUCUGUCACCACCAAACCACCACUCUAUAAUAGCACCGAUAGAUUUUCAACGGCCCGCGACGAUUACCCGGUUGUUUCAUACGACAACGCCAUGGUUGCUGGUAGACGGCGUAGCUCCAGCGAGAGCUUUAUACAAACUGAACAUGAUGAUAUAUUGCCAGGACGCCAUUCCGAUGUUGGGCAGCCCAUGUCGCCGCUCAGCGCUGCACCACCACCAGACACCAAGAAGGAUGUCAGUUGGAAAGACUUGCCCCGCAAAGACCAGCUUGUGAUUCUCAUCAUGGCCCGUCUGAGCGAACCGCUAGUCCAGACAUCAUUACAGGCAUACAUGUUCUACCAGCUUAAAUGGUUCAACCCCGAUAACUCCGACUCUACAAUUUCCACACAGGCCGGUAUACUACAUGCAAGCUUCAUGGCAGCGCAGUUCACCACCUCCAUGAUGUGGGGACGCAUUGCAGACUCCAGCCGUUUUGGUCGUAAGAUGGUCCUCUUCACCGGCUUGGUUGGCACGGCGCUCUCAUGUGUUGGGUUUGCCUUUGCGACUAGCUUCUGGCAAGCAUUACUCUUUCGAAUCCUCGGUGGCAUCACCAACGGAAACGUGGGCAUUAUCCGAACGAUGGUCAGCGAGACAAUUCGAGAAAAGCGAUUCCAGUCUAGAGCAUUCCUGUUGAUCCCCAUGACAGCUAACGUGGGCAUCACCAUUGGCCCGAUCCUGGGCGGCCUGCUUUCCGAUCUAGCUUCAAGCUAUCCAUCGACCUUUGGCUCCAUUGGCUUCUUCAAGGCCUUCCCAUAUGCCGCCCCGAAUCUCUUCAGCGCCGGAUUUCUCUUUUUCGCUGCUUGUGCCGUUUGGCUAGGCCUCGAGGAAACGCUAGACAGCCGACAAGGCCUACCGGAUCGCGGUAUACAAGUUGGCAAGCGGCUAGCCAAAUUUGUUCGAAGAGUCACAAAGAGAGGUCACCACGCCGAUAUUGAAUACGCUCCCCUUGCCUCUCACGAUGUUGAGCUCGUUGACGAGAAUACCGCGCCGAAGAAACCCGCAAAACGAUAUACGCAGAAACUUCCGUUUCGUCGCGUAUUCACACGCAACUUCAUCAUCACAUUACUUGUCCACUUUUUGGUGACGUUCCACUUGGGCACCUUCAACUCGCUGUGGUUUGUCUUCCUUUCGACGCCAGUACACGAUCCCGCCAAAUCCAACCUCACCACACGUCUUCCUUUCCAAUUCACCGGCGGUCUAGGAAUGCAGCCGCAAGAGGUUGGCUUCGCCAUGGCUGUCAUUGGGUUUCUGGGCAUCAUCAUGCAGGUGUUCCUAUACCCAGGCGUCGCGGCACGCUAUAACAUUGUUAGUUUGUGGCGAUGGGCGAUGCCUCUGUAUCCAGUCGUCUACUUCCUCGUCCCGUAUCUCUCCAUCGUUCCCGGCGACCAAGCGCCUCCUACAGCUAAGACUGGACUCCUUAUAUGGAUGACACUCGCAACAGUGCUUACUAUACACGUAGUAGCCCGCACAUUUUCUAUCCCAAGUCACAUUCUUAUUGUCAACAACAGCUCUCCUCAUCCUAGCGUUUUGGCCACAGUUCAUGGUAUCGCCCAGACUGUAGGCAGUGCCUCCCGCACUCUUGGGCCCAUGGUUGGCGGUGUGGUGUAUGGCUACGGUUUAAACGAGGGCAUUGUCGGGCUUGUCUUUUGGAUAUUAAGCAUUGUUGCUGUAGUAACGUUUAUUGCCAGCCUCUUCGUCAAAGAAGGAAACGGCCAUGAGAUUGUGCUUGAGGGAGAUGACAUCCAGGAGUAGACAUUGUACCAAACAACGCCAGCACGAAACUCAACGACUAUAAUGACUUCAUGAAUUCAGCAUAAAUAUACCAUAGUAUCAAUACAUCUUCUGCUUGAAUAGAAACGCAACUGUUUAUAGGAUGGUAUUGUUAAAAAGAAAUGCAGCAACGUGAGCAACUGAACCAUGUCAACGCCAACCUAACCCAAAGCUUACAGAAAAGAAGGUAAGCCAAAAACAUCGAAACCCGAAUUAAAAUAGAUAUAUCGUGUGUCCUUUAGUUCAUACAAUCCGCCCCUUAUUGAGCAGCCUUUGGUGUUGCUACCGCGCCCAGCUCAGGCUCGUCAACGUAUGUAUGGCCGGCAUUGCCUUUAGCGCUCUUCCAGGGAGACACAGUCUGGAGAUCAAUGCCUUGUUGGUGGCCUUCCCGGUCGCCCUGUUGGUUUAUGUCACUAUACUCGGCCGCCUGGGCUGAACCAAAAAGAGCAGCAUCGCGGCGUUUCUUAGCAGCACGCUGGAGCCAAAAUAGGUAAAAGAGGCAUCCAAAGAGAAUCAAGAUGAUGACGCCGGCAAUAAUCAUGCCUGU